This is a messenger RNA of Pogona vitticeps (central bearded dragon), 2065 nucleotides long. NCBI's taxonomy places the organism in Eukaryota, Metazoa, Chordata, Lepidosauria, Squamata, Agamidae. The record is from RefSeq and is a predicted model, not a curated record.
ACUUGAUGGUGCCCCAGAGCAUCAGAUGUGCAAAGUUCAGGCUGUGGAGCAUAAAUAAGGUUCCCCUCCUGGCCUCUGGAGAUCCUGCUGCGCCCACUGCCAGCCACCAUGGAGCCUCUGGGGACGGUCACCCUUUUCCUGGGAGUUUGUCUCUCUUGCCUUCUCCUCUUGGCCGUCAUGAGGAGCAGGACGCAGGGCAAGGGAAGGCUGCCGCCGGGCCCAACGCCUUUGCCCCUUGUGGGGAACAUCUUGCAGCUGAAGACCAACUUCCUCAGUAAGACUCUCCAACAGCUCAGUGAGAAGUACGGCCCCGUAUUCACCGUGCAUUUCGGACGGUCACCUGUCGUGGUUCUCCAUGGUUAUGAUGUCAUUAAAGAAGCUCUGAUUGACCACGGAGAUGAAUUUGCAUUCAGGGGACGCCUACCAUUUUUUGACAAAAUCAGCAAAGGGGAAGGGAUUGUUGCCAGCGAUGGGGAAAGAUGGAAGGUGCUCCGGCGCUUUGCCCUCACUACCCUGCGCAACUUUGGGAUGGGAAAGAAGAGCAUCGAGGAGAGGAUCCAGGAGGAAGCCCAGUAUCUGCUGGAAAAGCUCCAGGACACAAAAGGGAAGCCGUUUGACCCCACCUUCCUGCUCAGCUGUGCUACUUCCAACGUCAUCUGCUCCAUUGUCUUUGGCGCCCACUUUGAUUACCACGAUGAGAGGUUUCUAGCACUCCUAGACAUAUUCAAUGACAACUUCAAGAUUGCAAGCUCUCCUUGGGCACAGAUGAACAAUAUCCUCCCGUCUUUCAUGGACCUCAUUCCUGGGCCUCACCAGAGAAUAACCAAAAACGUUGAAAGAUUAAAAGAGUUUGUUUCCAAAGUGGUGAAACAGCAUAAGGAGACUCUGGAUCCGAGUGCCACCCGGGAUUUUAUCGACUGCUUCCUUAUUAGAAUGGAGCAGGAAAAAAAGAACGGCGCAUCAGAGUUCACCCCUGAAAACCUGGUGGCUUCCGUACUUAAUUUGUUUGCAGCUGGAACAGAAACAACCAGCACGACCCUCAGAUACGGGUUCUUGAUUCUCCAGAAAUACCCGGAGGUAGAAGAGAAAGUGCAUGAAGAGAUUGACCGCGUGGUCGGCCGAGCCAGGGCGCCGUGCAUAGCUGACCGCGGGCAGAUGCCUUACACGGAUGCCGUCAUCCACGAAAUCCAGAGGUUCAUCUCUCUCGUCCCACUGAGUCUCCCCCACUCAGUGGCCAAAGACACCCCUUUCCGACAAUACGUCAUCCCAAAGGGCACAGUCAUCUUCCCUGUCCUGACCUCUGUGCUGUACGACAGCAAAGAGUUUCCAAACCCGACAGAAUUUGACCCACAGCAUUUCUUGAACAAAGACGGGACCUUUCGGAAGAGUGACUACUUCGUGCCCUUCUCGGCAGGUAAAAGGAUCUGCGCAGGGGAGGGCCUUGCCCGCAUGGAGCUGUUCCUCUUCUUGACCACCAUCCUGCAGCACUUCAGACUGAAGCCCCUCCAGGAUCCCAAGGACAUCAACCUCUCUCCUCUCAUGAGCAGUUCUGGCAACUUCCCUCGGCCUUAUCAACUCUGCGUUCUCCCUCGCUGAGGAGAAGGAGGCCUCUGGCCCAGCAGAAACCAUCUGGCAGUGGGUGUUUUCUUUCAGCCUGCCAACAUUUUCUAGCCAGACAGCAAAACUGUACAUUUAUGAACAUCAGAGAGCCCUUUACUGAGACAAAGAUAAUCUGUUUUCACAGAGCAUGCGCUUGACUUCAAAACAUGCAGCAAUUGUUUUCCACAAAACACAUUUUGAUUCCCCCCCCCUCUUUCUUGCUUAACACAAACUUCAUUCCCCCUUAAGAAGUUUCAAAACCGCUCCUUCCCAAAGCAGCAGGACAUUUGGGGGGGGGGGGACUGUAUUGCAUAACUGGGAGCCUGAAAAUAAAAUGAACCCAUGAAAAAGGGGGUAGCUGGAAUCUGUUUGGAGAGCAGGCCACGAUUUUAACUGAAAUCUGAAAAAGUGGCAACUAAAGCUUACAUACCUAUUAACUACAAACAUAAAUUACAGUGGUGCCUCG